This is a messenger RNA of Hibiscus syriacus, 1833 nucleotides long. RefSeq names its product plant UBX domain-containing protein 11-like. The record is from RefSeq and is a predicted model, not a curated record. The transcript is spliced from 10 exons. Gene Ontology annotation, molecular function: protein binding. NCBI's taxonomy places the organism in Eukaryota, Viridiplantae, Streptophyta, Magnoliopsida, Malvales, Malvaceae. The coding region runs from base 89 to 1675 and encodes 528 amino acids.
AAGUCUUCGAGUCCCUUCUCCACGUUUCUCUGUUCUUUAGAUUUAAGAUUUCUUCGUAAAACUCGAUUUUCCAGUUUCUAAAUCAAAGAUGGAAAGGUCCGAAUCUUUGUCAUCUAUUACAUUCAAAGGCUCAAUUCCUGAAGCAAUUCUUGAAGCUAAGAACCAGAAGAAGCUUUUCGUGGUGUACAUUUCAGGUGAAGAAUCCGAGUCGGAAAAAGUGGAGGACUCUACAUGGACUGACCUAAAAGUGAAAGAGUCAUUGUCAAAGUAUUGCAUUCUAUUGCAUAUCCGAUGUGGAAGCACUGAUGCUGCAAAUUUUUCUGCCAUAUACCCGCAGAAAUCUAUCCCAUGCAUAACAGCAAUUGGAUAUAAUGGUGUACAAGUUUGGCAAAGUGAGGGAUUUUUCAGUGCAGAAGUAUUGGCUUCCAGUUUAGAGAAGGCAUGGUUGAGUCUUCACAUCCAGGAAACAACUGCAGCUGUCCUUAGUGCUGCACUUGCUUCAAAGAAAUAUGAAUCAUCCAGUUCUGGGGCAUCUACCGUUAGCCAGUCUGAGCAAGGAAGUUCUUCAAGUGCUUAUGUUCCAACAACCACAAUGGACGAUGUUGACCGGAACUUGGAGUCUGACCUAACUGAUACUUCUGGGGUGAUAGAGGAAAACAGAGAUAGUGGAAAUGCAGUUCAGGAGAAAAAUCCGGAGUUGGUUGAAAAUAGUAGUUCUGAAUCAUUUAGCUCUGACAACUUGGCUAAUAUUGUGGAUAAACAAUGUGAUAUUACCAAUGAAGAAACGAGAACAGUUGUUAGUUCUCUCACUUCAAGCCCAGCAGGUCAUGCAUCUAAGAAUGCAUCCUCUCAUCCUGAAGAUGAUCAUCUCAUCCCAGCAAAGGGCAUUGAUCAUCAGUCUAGUUGUCACUGUGCAAGUUCAUCAGUGAUUGCUGCAGAAGCAGAGAAAGCUAUGCAACGUGGAAAGGAUAAAGGCAUAGAUGGUGCAUUGGAAAACACUACAACUGCAAACCUACAAACUGAUGUUCAUUUAAAUAUCCGAUUACCUGACAGUAGUAGCCUACAGGAGAAAUUUCCUGUGACAUACACUCUGAGUAUGAUUAAAGACUAUGUGGAUAGAAACCAAUCAAGUGGCCUGGGAUCCUAUGAUUUUGCCAUUCCUUAUCCUCGCAAGAUAUUUGACGAUCAAGAUUUGAGUAAAUCUUUGUUGGACUUGGGUCUUGUUAACAGGCAAGCGCUAAUAGUGGUUCCGCAUAGGAGAACCACUGGUUUCCAAGGGCAGAGAUCAUCUGAUGACAAUAGAAAUUUGACAGCUACUGAAGCUUCUCCAGGAAGCAAUGGGGGAUAUUUUGCUUACAUCAGAAGCAUUUUGUCUUAUGUAAAUCCUCUUUCAUAUCUCGGUGGUGGUGCCAGCUCAUCAACUACUGGACAGGAAUCUCAAAGUGGCAUCUGGGAAUACAGUCCGAAUCCUACACUGCAGAAUAACUUGUCUGGAAGAAAUAGAAGCACUUCAACAGCCAACGAUGACAGCAGGAACAGGCAACCUGUGACCACUCGAUAUGGCAGCAAUAUUCACACUCUAAAACGCGAUGAAGAUGAUGAUGGUUUCUCCGAUAGGAAUCCAUUCUGGAAUGGAAAUUCUACACAGUAUGGUGGUAGCAGUGACAGCAAAUAAUUAGGGACAGCCAGGUGUUGGAUUUUUUCUACCAUGGUUUGCUCUCAUAAGACAUUUCCGAUACCUAAAACUUGAUCCAUUUAUAGAUAGUUGGCUAUGUGUGAAUAACUUAUAUCCUAGUUUUUUUAGUAAGCUUUUGUUACUUGGACUGGGGAGUG